CUGGACGGACGCGACCUGGUGCAGGAGUGGCUGGGGCAGCACCAGGGGGCGCAGUACGUGUGGAACCGCACAGGCCUCCUGCAGGCGGCCCAGGACCCCGCGGCCACUCACCUCCUGGGCCUGUUCGAGCCCACCGAGAUGAAGUACGAGAUGAGCCGAGACCCCGCGCUGGACCCGUCCCUGGAGGAGAUGACCGAGGCGGCGCUGCGGGUGCUGAGCAGGAACCCGCGGGGCUUCUACCUCUUCGUGGAGGGGGGCCGCAUCGACCAAGGCCACCACGAGGGCGUCGCACACAAGGCGCUGACGGAGGCCGUCAUGUUCGACGCCGCCAUCGAGAAGGCGGCGCUGCUCACCGACGAGCAGGACACGCUGACCCUCGUCACCGCCGACCACUCCCACGUCUUCUCCUUCGGGGGCUACACACGCCGGGGCACCUCCAUCUUUGGCCUGUCCCCCGAUAAGGCCCUGGACGGCAAGUCCUACACGUCCAUCCUCUACGCCAACGGCCCCGGCUACGCGCUGGGCCAGGGCGCGCGGCCAGACACCCGGGAAAGCGAGAGCAGCGCGCCCACCUACCGGCAGCAGGCGGCCGUGCCCUUGGCCUCGGAGACGCACAGCGGGGAGGACGUGGCGGUGUUUGCGCGCGGCCCGCAGGCGCACCUGAUGCAUGGCGUCCAAGAGCAGAACUACAUCGCGCACGUCAUGGCCUUCGCCGCCUGCCUGGAGCCCUACACCGACUGUGGCCUGCCGCCCCCGGCCCCACACGGACAAAGCGCGGGGGUCCGCCUGGACGCCACCCCCGGGACUCUGCUGCUGCUUCUGCUGCUGCUCCCGCUGGGGGGACCUGGUGCACCCUGA
Dipodomys ordii (Ord's kangaroo rat) is the source of this 858-nucleotide messenger RNA. RefSeq names its product alkaline phosphatase, placental-like. NCBI's taxonomy places the organism in Eukaryota, Metazoa, Chordata, Mammalia, Rodentia, Heteromyidae. The record is from RefSeq and is a predicted model, not a curated record. The transcript is spliced from 6 exons. Gene Ontology annotation, cellular component: plasma membrane. Gene Ontology annotation, molecular function: alkaline phosphatase activity. Gene Ontology annotation, biological process: dephosphorylation. The annotation marks the transcript as partial.